AUGCAUCAUCUAGUCGCAUUCAGUAUGUUCAGUGGCACAUUUCACCCCUUCAGUGAAAUGCUGGCCUAUUUCACGUUCUUUUGUUGGACUGUGCCAUUCAUGUACCUGGUUUCAUUGUCCGCAAACGAUUGGGUUCUUCCACAGACCAUAGACUCACACUACCGUCCAGAAAUGGAGCCGUUACUAUCUGCAUCUAAUCAGGAUGUGGUCUCAGCCUACUUGAAGAAAAAACGACGCAGUCUAUAUUCUGUACUGUCAUAUAUUCGCGAAUCGUUGCCAUUGUUCAAACCGAAGAAAGGAUUCUGA
Echinostoma caproni is the source of this 306-nucleotide messenger RNA. NCBI's taxonomy places the organism in Eukaryota, Metazoa, Platyhelminthes, Trematoda, Plagiorchiida, Echinostomatidae. The record is from the annotation of a GenBank genome assembly.